AGGCUCACCCCAUGCGGAAACAUUAUACAUUAAAUAUGUAUUUAAUUAAGAUUUUAAUUCAAUGUCACCUUAACUUUAACUUAAAAAAAAUGCAGUGAAAAAAGGAGAUUAAAUAUGUAGUAUGAAGCAGUGGUGUCACAUCCGCCUCUCAGAGAAGUGAAACCAGACGGUAGUCCUCCUCAGUAGGGGUCGGGGUUCAGGACUAACCUGACCGGUUUCAUGUUUUAUACUUCAAGUCAAACAGGGAGGACCAUGCUGCAGCUCGGAGAUGAAGUCAGCCUCUACUCGGUGGUCUUCGUCCUGGUCCUGCUGGGGACACGAAGCCCGCUAUGGACCACCGCCCUCACCGCCUCCCUCUACCUCUUCGUGGCCAUGUUCCGGUUCCCCCAGGUACCGACGAGCCGAGCCCGGCAGGUGCUGCACCCCACCCAGGGCACGGCGGGCUCCGGGCAGGUGUCGGUGGUCGCACACCGGGGAGGAGGGCACGACGCGCCGGAGAACACGAUAGCAUCCAUCCGGGAGGCCAGUAAGAAUGGAGCGACAGGCGUAGAACUGGACCUGGAGUUCUCAGCAGACGGCGUCCCGAUACUGAUGCAUGAUGACACCGUGGACCGGACCACCAACGGGUCGGGACCUCUCAGACAGAUGAAGCUGUCCGAGCUGAGAAAACUGGACGCAGCUGCUAAACAUCGACUGAGGGAUAAGUUUGCCGGAGAGAAGAUCCCGACUCUGGAGGAGGCAGUGGAGGAAUGCAUCAAGCUGCAGCUCACCAUUUACUUUGACGUCAAAGGUCAUCCAGACGAGGCAGCCGCAGCUCUUAAAGAGCUGUAUAAAAAACAUCCAGUCCUCUACAACAGCAGCAUCGUGUGCUCCUUCGAGCCUAAAGUCAUCUACAGGAUGAGACAGAGCGACCCUGAAGUGGUCACAGCGCUGACCCACCGGCCCUGGAGCCAGAGCCGGUUUGGGGACGGUACCCCGCAUUUCUCAUCACUCUGGAAGCACCACUGGAUGACAUUCAUGGACAUUGUGUUGGACUGGGCGCACCAUCACAUACUGUGGAAGCUCUGCGGCAUCUCGGCCUUCCUCAUACAGAAGAACUUUGUCUCUCCGGACUAUGUCCAGUACUGGGCCCAGAGGGGGGUGGAGGUGGUCGCCUGGACGGUCAACACUCAGGUGGAGAAGGAGUACUACCAGGAGCUGCUGAAGGUUAACUACAUCACUGACAGCCUGGUGGAAGACUGUGAGCCUCAUUACUGAGGAGCACAGAAACACAGCACAGUGUGUUCACAAUGAUCUAAAGAGUGAACUCAUGACAGACUGUGUCGUCGAAUUCUCCCCCAUGAUGUGGCAUCAGGUAAGAGGACAUGAUGCUCCUCCUUUAUCCACAUGCACACUACUACAAGGGGGAUUCAAACAUCCGACUGAUUGCUGUACUCUCAAACAAGAGGCCAAGAUGCACAUGAAUCAUGUUCCUCACAGAUGUUACGACAUCUACAAACAUUAAUUUGCAUAUUUGUAAUAAGGGGGUGUAAUAAUAAUCCUUUAUCAGACGUACUGUAUUCACCAACUCAGGACUGUCAUCUGCUUUUUUUGUUUGUUUCAUUAUAAAGUCGUCCAUUUCUAAUUUCAAGACCUGUAUUGUCAUCCACUGCAAUCAGAAAGCCUGAACACAACUACCUAGAGUUAGAUUUGUACAUCAUAUCGCAUGAAACUGAUAUCUAGAAUCACCAUAUGUUAAUGUUUUAUAUCUUUGAGAAAGACAAAAUGACAUUUAGAGUUUAAAAAAAUCAGCAUAUAAAUGUUAUAUGAGAUUAAGUGCAAUCCACAGAAGGUUUAUAUAUUAAAUUCACUAUAAAUUAUCACUAUUGUACAUGUAAAAACAUCCCAUGAUCCAUUGCUGUCGACACAUACACCUCUAUAACUCACUGUGUCUGUAAAUCGGACAUCAGUGAUGCGCUCCUGUGUGGCUACAGGAUGAACAGUUUGAUAUAUUCCACUGUAUCAUUUAGAAACAGUGCAGAGGAACAUAAAGGGAUGAGCUUAGGAGUCAAGGAGUCAAAAUAGGAAGCGUGAGACUGAGUUUUUGUCACUGACUGACGACUUCAAAGACAGGAGGCAGCACCUUGUAUACGGUGAAAAGGUGUGAAACACAGCAAUGACAGGAAGGAGUAAAAAGACAAUUCACACUGCUGACAUGUAACAGCAGGAAGAGCACUGAUGUGACUAACAACACUUGUGAGGUCUCUGAUGAGUGAGGUGUGUGGGUCUGCUGUGGGAGGGAGGGAGGGAGGGAGGAUCUGUGACGUGCUGGUCUUUAAACUGAAAUGAAGCACGUUUGACUCGCUCUGAAGAUGCUUCACAGACUGACUGAAGAAGAGGAGACUGCCGGACGACCUCUGUUCUUGUUCUCUGAGGUGCAAAUAUCAACCCUAUGCGCUGGUUUCAAUUUUAAUAUGAAAGUUUCUUGAUCAAUACAAACUGUAUGUCUUAAAAGAUGAUUAAAUAAAUGAUGGAUAUUUGAUUUGU
This is a messenger RNA of Notolabrus celidotus (New Zealand spotty), 2526 nucleotides long. It is a transcript of the gene gde1, whose product is annotated as glycerophosphodiester phosphodiesterase 1. Gene Ontology annotation, molecular function: phosphoric diester hydrolase activity. Bases 220 to 1257 code for a protein of 345 amino acids. The record is from RefSeq and is a predicted model, not a curated record. Lineage: Eukaryota; Metazoa; Chordata; Actinopteri; Labriformes; Labridae. The transcript has 7 exons. Gene Ontology annotation, biological process: lipid metabolic process.